AUGAGCCACCUGGGCAUGGAACACGACCAGCAGCAGCAGCACCACCACCACCACCACCAAGACCAAGGAUACCACGACGCCACCGGCCAGUGGGUCGACAGCAGCGCUCAGUAUCCCCACUCGCAGCACCACUCGCCCGCCCACGACUACAAUGGAUUCGCCUACAAUCCCCUCCCCAUGGAGCCCAUGUACUCGCAAGGAAUGUCCCAGGGCAUGCCGCCGCCGCCGCCGCGGACCACCCACCAGCAGCUCCAGCCGCUCAUCAUGCCCCAAUGGCCGAGCAUGUUGACCAGCCAGUCCAACUAUGCCCCGCCGCCCAUGUACUCGGCGCCCGCCCCCGUCCCCGUCUCCGCCACGCCCACGCCCGUCUCCGCCACCUCGACGCGCUCGUCGGGCACUCCCAGGAAGACGCUGACGGACAACGACCGCCGGCGCAUGUGUCUCUACCACGAGGAGAACCCCACGGUGAAGCAGACCGAAAUAGGCGCCAUGUUCGGUGUGGAACGAAGCACCGUGUCCAAGGUUCUGCGGCAGAAGGAGAAGUAUCUGUACCAGGAUGACGGAAGCCGCUCCCCGAUCAAGAGAUCCAAGGGGAAGUUCCCAGACAUAGAACGGGCGCUGUCAAACUGGGCGCGCAAUCACCAAAGGUCGGGCCUGCCUUUGACGGACGCGAUGAUCAAGGAAAAGGCGCGAUUCUUUGCAACGUCGGUCGGAAGCUCGGAGAACCAUCUGAAGGCAAACAGCAACACUUGGCUGGAAAAAUUCAAGCAGAAGAACAACCUCAUGGGAGCUGGAUCCAAGUCGAGGAAGAGCUCGAUCGCAGAAGAGUCGGAAGCGUCGAACCCCGCGUCGGCCGCGCACACGCCCAACGGAAUCUCGCCGACCUCGCCCAGCGGCGUCGCGUCGCCGUCGUCGAUAACGCUGAGCUCGAUGAAGAGCGAAGAAAACCUCAAGACGGAGAGCCCGGACAGCUUUGGGGACCUCUCCAAUGGCCACCGUCCUUUUCCUCACUCGCAGAGUAACACAUCCCUCUCCAGUGUGUUCACUGAUGCGGCAGGUUCCACCUUUUCGGCCGGCCCCACGAGUCCAACGUCGCCCUUCUUCACACCCGACUCUGCCUGCGGACCCAGCCCUUUCAUGCCGUCGCAGCAGUCGCGCAUCCCUCCAGGCAGCCAGGGGCUGCAAAGGUCACGAAGUCAAACCUUCUCGGCUCUUGGUAUAGAGGCCUACGGUUCACCACCAUCAUCCUCAGAGGCUGAGACACCGCGAUACGUCACAUCAGCUGCGCUCGACUCGCCGAUAUCGGACCCUCCCCUCAGCGGCGUUGAGGAGACGAUGCAUUCGGGCAAUGCGCUGUUGAGAACCAGCUCGAUGCAGCCGCCCCCACUCCCGGCCAUCACCCCUGUUACGACGACGCAGCAGGUGUCGCCCAUCAGCCCGGGCAGCAGUUCUGCUGCCUCGCCGACGCAGGAAGAUGCGAGACGAGCGCUCGAGCUUGUCAUGAGCUUCUUCCAGCAGCAGCCGAGCGGCUUCGUCGAGCCGUCGGAAUACGUCACGAUAGGGAAGCUGAUGGAGAAGCUGAAGCUUCAGCGGGGCAACAGCGAGUCGCUUCCAGGCGGCAUGCACCGCAUACCGGAGCAGGAGUACGGCAGAAAAAGCUAA
Messenger RNA from Diplodia corticola, 1662 nucleotides. Its product is annotated as centromere binding protein b. Gene Ontology annotation, molecular function: DNA binding. Bases 1 to 1662 code for a protein of 553 amino acids. NCBI's taxonomy places the organism in Eukaryota, Fungi, Ascomycota, Dothideomycetes, Botryosphaeriales, Botryosphaeriaceae. The transcript has 3 exons. Gene Ontology annotation, cellular component: nucleus. The record is from RefSeq and is a predicted model, not a curated record.